Stegastes partitus (bicolor damselfish) is the source of this 3860-nucleotide messenger RNA. RefSeq names its product ATPase family AAA domain containing 1a (gene atad1a). The transcript is spliced from 10 exons. Lineage: Eukaryota; Metazoa; Chordata; Actinopteri; Pomacentridae. Gene Ontology annotation, cellular component: mitochondrial outer membrane. Gene Ontology annotation, molecular function: ATP hydrolysis activity; ATP binding. Gene Ontology annotation, biological process: extraction of mislocalized protein from mitochondrial outer membrane. Bases 83 to 1234 code for a protein of 383 amino acids. The record is from RefSeq and is a predicted model, not a curated record.
AAUCGUGUUGCACCUGCGAUGCAUUUUCCUUACAUUGCUCUUGGUUGUCGUUUUACCAAUGGACUGACAUUAGCCAGCAGAGAUGCUGCUGAAAGACCUUCCCAGAGAGGCCCUGUUGCGGCCGUUGUCCAGGAAUGAGGUGGUUGGCAUGCUGGUGAGGUUGACCAUCUUUGGUGCAGCCACAUACUAUAGCAUCAAAUGGGUGGUAGAAGCGAUGGAUCCUACCUCAAAACAGAAAAGCCAAGCCAAGAAAAGGGCAGAACAGCUGAUGAAGAGGAUUGGCGUUGAGGGGGUCAAACUAACAGAGUAUGAGAUGAACAUUGCAUCUCACCUCGUUGAUCCGCACUCUAUGAAGGUGUCCUGGAGAGAUAUAGCAGGUCUGGAUGAGGUUAUCAAUGAGCUGCAAGACACCGUCAUCCUGCCCUUUCAGAAAAGACACCUCUUAGCUGGAUCCAGACUCUUUCAGCCUCCUAAAGGUGUAUUGUUGUUCGGUCCUCCGGGAUGUGGGAAGACCAUGAUUGCCAAAGCAACAGCCAAAGCCUCAGGAUGCAAGUUUAUCAACCUUCAGGCCUCCACACUGACAGACAUGUGGUACGGCGAAUCACAGAAGCUGACUGCUGCAGUCUUCUCGUUAGCCGUCAAAAUUCAGCCCUGUAUCAUCUUCAUUGAUGAGAUUGAGUCAUUUCUGAGGAAUCGCUCCAGUCUGGACCACGAGGCCACAGCCAUGAUGAAGGCCCAGUUCAUGAGCCUGUGGGACGGCCUGGACACCGCCUUAACCACUCAGGUGAUGGUGAUGGGAGCUACGAACAGGCCACAGGAUGUGGAUCCAGCUAUUCUGCGCAGGAUGCCCACCACUUUUCACGUUGGCCUGCCUAACACAAGACAACGACAAGACAUCCUGAGGCUGAUUUUAGCAGGAGAAAAUCUGAGCAACGCCAUUAACCUGAAGGAGAUCGCGGAAAAGACGGACGGCUACUCUGGCAGCGACCUGCGGGAGCUUUGUCGUGAUGCUGCCAUGUACCGAGUCCGGGACUACGUCCGCAAGGAGCAGAUGAGGCUGAUCGCUCAGCAGCUUCAGGACUGCCAGGAGGAGGAGGAAGAAAAACCUGUGGAUGAGGAGCGGUUGCGGCCAGUCACUCAGCUGGACCUCCUCUUUGGCCUGGACAAGAUGAAGGAGUCUAAGCGGGCCACAGCCUUUAUGCUACCCAGCGUGGCAGAGGUUCCCCUGGACUGAGCACCAUCCAAGCACCACCGAGGGGAAACAUUUUCUUCUCGCCUUUGUCCGCAGAGUGUUUCAGCUCGCCAAGCAGAGACUCCGCCAAAAUGUCAGAGGUGCAGUUGGAAAUGCCAGCAGACAGCCAUACUUUUAAACUUUGUUUACCUAGGCGGGGGUUCUCCUGAGCAUGCUCAUUUCCAGCAGAGACCCACCACAUGUGUACAGUUACAAUAUAUUUAGAAAUCUACCGUCUCUACGUACUGUCUGCUGACGUGUUCUACUGGAAAACGGUCCGUGUCUUGCUCAAGGCCACUGUAAUGGUUUGUCUUAAAGAGUACGAAGCAGUUAUUGUAAACUUUCAAACCUCUGCACAAACACCACUAAUGCCCCCCAUCACUGACUUACGCAUCAUAAUAACCUAAAAUAACCCAAGACUCAUUAUUCAGAGUCUGGUCUGCAGACAUCUGUAGUCCUUUUCUUUACUGACUGAUUUCCAAACUAGCAUUUACUCCAGGUUAUGUGUGUGUGUUUGGAUGAAAAACGCUUAAAUAACACAAAAGUAAUGUCAUCGAGGCACUGUGUUAGAAGUAGGUUAGCUCAUCCUGGUCCUAAGUAAUGAAGUACUUAAAAAGAACGACCUAUUUCAGUUUCAGGAAUAUCAUAAUUCAAUGAAAUAAUCAGACACAGUGCAUGUGUCACUCUCUUCAAAUGUUAGAUUAAGCUUGACCAUUGAAACGAGCACUCCUUCCAUUUCACCCCUCUUGUCUUCUUAUCCUGAAUCUGCUUAUAUUAAACCUCAAGUGACGAUUGCUUUCCUCUAGUGUACUGAUACUGUUUGGACUUUGAAAAAAAAUAUAUUUAUUGUCAUGACUUUUUGUUUUUCAUGGUAGAGCUACUGUCUUUUUUUUGUUUUUUUUUUGGUUAAGUAGGAAGAGGACGUGUGGCCUCAUGUGAACCUGUAGACCUGCAGUUAUGUGAUACUCAUCAUGUAGAGUUGCUGCUCCCAAGGAGCAUUAAUUCAGAAUAUUUCUUUUGAAAUUACAAUAAUAAGUAAUUGUUAAAUGUGUGUUUUUAGAUGCCAUAAAAUCACAAUAUGCUUGCGACAGAAGAGGAAGAGAGGAAUGUAACAUUUGCGAAUGCCGUCAAAGAGCUCAUAUAAGCGCCUGUCAUAUCGAUAGUCAUAGUGCAUUGUGUCAGGAUUGUUUUAGUUGUAAAAAUAAAUCGCAAUACUAGUUUGCAAACAAAACAUCAAGUGGAAAGACGGUCAGCACUUAAACCCUUUAAUAGAAACUACAGUGAUAUGAGCCAGGGACAGCAAUGAAACAGACGGUAGCAUUCUGCUAUCUCCAUAAUCGUUACCCUACUGCUAAACGGCUGUAAAAAUGAACUGUUGCACCACUUAUCACUCCACUCGCUGUUAGCGGGUGUGUUGUGACUGUCCUGCUGUAUGCAGUCUAAAACAGUGAAGCAGAAUCUUGGGUUGGAGUUAAGACAAAGACUUUGAAUGCAGCUAAAGAUGAUUAAUUGUCUUCAGUGCAUUUUGUUGCACAAAAAAAAUCAACACUUUAUUUAUUUUUUUCAUCCGCGGAGACAAUAGCUGAUGCUUCCUCAUGUUAAAACCUUGCCUGUGUUUGUCACCAGUUAUUUUUUUAAUGUCAUUUAUUGGGCCAUUAUCAUUACCAGGGAGACCCUAUUGUUUUACUUUGAAUGUUUUUAUAAUGAACAUCUUCUGUGCAUCAAUCAGAUACUGACAUCAGUUGCUGUCGCUGCAACACAUAUCAGGGCUUUCCUUGUCACUUCAUUUUCAAUUUAAGAGGAGCAUGGCUUUCAGACCCCUAAUGCUUUCGAUCAGCUCUCAGUAAGAAGUUGUUGACAUACUUCUCUUCUUCCCCCACGUUUAAAAAAAGCCACAUUAUGUCCCAUAUGGUCCCAGCAUGUGUUCAUGGAUCUGCUUCCAGGUCUCAUGUAGACCUUUCUCCCACGCAAUCUGAGCAAGACACAGCAUAUUUGUAUUACAGACAUGACCACGUGGUGGCACUGCAGCCUCACUGGCCUGUUAGUGAGGCAGUCGCUACUGACUGCUUUUAUUUAGAGCAGUUUUAUAGCAUUAUGGGGAGACAAUGAAAUAGAGAAACCUGCAUACUGGGUUGUUUGUCCCUUAUUGGUUUAUCCGGUGAUAUUUAGACAUCUGUUGCUCUUCAUUAGAGUACCUCAGGUGACAGUUAAAGGUCAAAAUGUUGCCAUGUAAACCAAUAAUUGUGUCACUGCUGCUUGCAGCUCCUAGUUACCUUUCUUGGAGAGAAGUAAGAUGGGUCUAAAUGCUUUUCCUCGAUGCAGUAUCACUGAACGGAUCACUCAUCAGUUAUGUGGUAGACUGUCAUUUUAUCAAUACACAGUGUCGUCUUGUUACUGGUCAUUAUACUGUCAACUAUGUGUAUGUGCUGAAUGUGAAAUAUUAAACAUAUACUGUAAAGUGUAUUUAUUAAGUUACACUGAGCAAAAAUAUUUAUGUUUUUUUUUUUUUUUUUUUAAACUAGGUAGAAUGUCAUCUCAGUUCUUUAAGCAUGGAACUCAACCUGUUUGUCCUGGUUGUUUUUCUUGACUGUAUUAAAUGUAAUAAACCAUGAAUUGCCCAAAAGGUGAA